This is a messenger RNA of Cynocephalus volans (Philippine flying lemur), 882 nucleotides long. RefSeq names its product leukocyte immunoglobulin-like receptor subfamily A member 5. The transcript is spliced from 6 exons. Gene Ontology annotation, molecular function: inhibitory MHC class I receptor activity. Gene Ontology annotation, cellular component: plasma membrane. NCBI's taxonomy places the organism in Eukaryota, Metazoa, Chordata, Mammalia, Dermoptera, Cynocephalidae. The record is from RefSeq and is a predicted model, not a curated record. Gene Ontology annotation, biological process: cytokine-mediated signaling pathway. The coding region runs from base 37 to 882 and encodes 281 amino acids.
CCAUCUGCUCAGCUGGGGCCAGUGGGAGGAGGCACCAUGACACCCAUCCUCACAGCCCUGCUCUGCCUUGGUGUGAGUCUGCGCCACAGGAUCCAAGUGCAGGCAGGUGAGUCUUCCUCAAAACCCACAGUCUGGGCUGAACCAGGCUCUGUGAUCACCUCGGGGAGUCCCGUGACCAUCUGGUGUCAGGGGACCCUGGAGGCCCAGGAGUACCACCUGUAUAAAGAGGGAAGAUCAGCACCCUGGAUCAGACAGAGCCCACUGGAGCCCAGAAACAAGGCCAAGUUCCCCAUCCCAUCCAUGACAGAGCACCAUGCAGGGCGAUAUCACUGCUACUAUCAGAGCCCUGCUGGCUGGUCAGAGUCCAGUGACCCCCUGGAGCUGGUGGUGACAGGAAUCUACAGCAAACCCACCCUCUCAGCCCUGCCCAGCCCUGUUGUGACUACAGGAGAGAAUGUGACGCUCCAGUGUAUCUCAAGCCUCAGAUUUGGCACGUUUGUUCUGACUGAGGAAGGAAAAAAUCUCACCUGGACCCUGGACUUAGAGCAAGACACUGGUUGGGAGUUCCAGGCCCUGUUCUCUGUGGGCUCCAUGACCGCAAUGCACAGGCGGACGUUCAGAUGCUAUGGCUAUUACAAGAACACACCCCAGCUGUGGUCAGAACCCAGUGACCUCCUGGAGCUCGUGGUCUCAGAAGCAGCUGACACCUUUAGCCCACCACAAAACAAGUCAGACUCCAGGACUGCCUCACACCCCCAGGAUUACACAGUAGAGAAUCUCAUCAGGAUGAGCAUGGCUGGUUUGAUCCUGGUGGUCCUCGGGAUUCUGCUGUUUCAGGCUCAGCACAGCCACAGAAGCCCCCAAGAAGCAGCCACGAGGUAA